AGCCGUUUCGGCGAGCGCGAGGGGCACCCCCCGCGCGCGCGCGCGCGCCGAUCGGCCGGCGGGUGCCGCGGCGAUGCUCGGGGCCUCCUGCCUGCGCCGCACCAGCGGCGCCCUCGCCCGCGGCCCCGCGGCCGCGCUCGGCGGCGCUGGCAGCUGUGGCUGUGCGCGCCCGGGCCGCCUGCUCCUCCCGGCGCCGGGCUCGGCCCAGGCUCGGCGCGGCCACGGCGGCCACGGCGAGGCCCACGGCCACGGCCACGCGCACGAGCAGUGGGAGCACCCCGGGCGCUACGAGGAGAGCGCGAGAACCCGCUGUGGGCCACCAGGGACUGGGCAGGCCGCGCCUUCACCGUCGGCAUCGGCGGCCCCGUGGGCUCCGGGAAGACGGCCCUGACGCUGAGGCUCUGCCAGAUGCUGCGGGACAAGUACUCGGUGGGCGUCGUCACCAACGACAUCUUCACGCGCGAGGACUGCGAGUUCCUGACCCGCAACGGCGCCCUGCCGCCCGAGCGCAUCCUGGCGGUGGAGACGGGUGGCUGCCCGCACGCGGCCAUCCGCGAGGACAUCACCUCCAACGUCCUCGCCCUCGAGGACCAUGGGGAUCUGACGGCGAGGCACCCUGGGAUCCAGCUGCUCAUCUGCGAGAGCGGCGGCGACAAUCUGGCUGCCAACUUCUCGAGGGAGCUGUCCGACUACACGGUGUACGUGAUCGACGUGGCCGGUGGCGACAAGGAAGGGCGGGCCGGGCAUCACGCAGUCGGACUUGUUCGUGGUGAACAAGAUCGACCUGGCCGCUGCGGUGGGGGCCGACUUGGAGGUGAUGCGCCGCGACGCCAAGCUUAUGCGCGGAGAUCCCGGGGCCGACGGUGUUCGCCGCGGUCAAGAACGGCGUCGGAGUGGAGGAGAUCGCGGGGCGGAUCCUGUCGGCGUGGGGGCUCGCCACCGGGAGCCGCGCAGACGCGCAGUGAGCCGGCCUCGCUGGCUUUCACGGGCGGGGCGGGUCGGAGGGCUCGUCGGACGAGCGCCUCGAGGGUAGAGCCCGCGGGCGGAGGGGCCCGGAGCCCCGCGCGGCCCCGCUGCUCGGCGGACGCCGUGCCCGGGGCUGCCAGCGGCGCGCGCGCGCACGCGCGCGCUGGUCUCCUCGGCGGAUGGCCUGGCUGA
Molecule: messenger RNA, 1158 nt
Organism: Prorocentrum cordatum
Lineage: Eukaryota; Dinophyceae; Prorocentrales; Prorocentraceae
Source: the annotation of a GenBank genome assembly